UCAUCACAAGCCAACACCAGCAUUUCUGGAUCUUGUUUCAACCGGAGCUGGUUCAUUCAUCUAUGCAUUAAACGAAGUACAAUUCUAAUGAGCUCAUUACGGAGUAUAUUUUCAUUGAUUGGAAGACAUAGGUGUGUAACACAUUAUUGUGUGUCCAGGAAUUCAUCACCAGCAAUCCUGAGAAUGAUGUCGUCUUCAUCAUCACCUGGUCCUGUGGCAACUUCUAUUAAAAAUAAACUCUCAGAAGCUUUCCAGCCAGUCCAUUUACAAGUGAUUAAUGAGAGUCAUAUGCACAGCGUUCCUAAGGGUUCGGAAUCUCAUUUCAAAGUUGUGGUAAUAUCAGACAAGUUUGAUAAACAGACACUGAUAAAAAGACAUCGAAUGGUGAAUGAAUCUUUGGAAGAGGAAUUGAAGGGGCCAGUGCAUGCUCUCUCCAUCCAGGCUAAAACACCUGAACAGUGGCAUCAAAGUGAAGUUGUAUCAGAAUCCCCAGCUUGCUUAGGAGGAAUGAAGAAGGAAAACAAAAACAAAUCAUGAUUGGAAUAUUCAACAUUUCCUGACUAAAUAGAUGUCUGGACAAGGAAACCAAUUCAAAGUGCAUCAUGGGAAGGCAUGGUUGUUUUUUAAAGCUACCCAAUAGUUGAGUUUGCUACGUUACAAUAACAUAUUCUUGAUAAUCUGAUUGGUGUCUCUGGAACUAUACUGGUAUAUUCCAUGAAUUGACCCCUAUCUACCCAGUCAAAUUUUCUCUGUUUCAGAAUUCAAGUAGUUUAAAGUAUAGUUAUCAAUGUCAGAAAAACAAACCAAAUUCAUCCAAAAAAUACAUAUUAUAGAUACAGUGAUGCAGUAUGUCAAUUCCUGGAAUACAUCUCUGUGAUUGGCUGACAAAGCCCUUGGUUUUUUAUUUGUUGUGCUUCCACGAAACAUCUUGUAAUUCUAAAUGCUGGGUAAGUAUUGGCUUGAAUAACAAGCAUAAUUGGUUUAAAGCUAGACGAAGACUUGACUUGACUUGAACACUAGCUGUUGUUCCAAUUUGAUAUUUCAUUCAAGUUUUCAUGUAAAUUAUAUACAAUUUGUAGCUUUGAAAAAAUGUCUUUCGAAUAAAAACUUGAUACUAUUUUAUAUUUAAAUAUUCAAACAUGACUACGCCCUCACUCACUCCUCUUUUAUGGGUGAAUAUACUCAUAAAAUCUACUUUAAAAUGUUCAAUAACUGAAACAAAUAUUUUCUACAAACCAUAUGAAAUCAAUGGUUUGUAAGGUAAGCAACUUGAUAUCUACCGGUAUGUACAGUAUGUGAUUAAGAUAUCAUGAUAGUGUGAGUUUCAUGUGAUAUUUUGUAUAUCCUACUGUUAUGUAUUAUCAUUGUUGCAGAACGAGGUUCACGCAUGCGCAUUACGUUCAUGACAGCUCAAAACCAGUCUUGUUGUUUGUGUUUCUCUGGCGAACUUUUGUGCAAUAUAACAUUUCAUGCGUCAAUCAAAUGUAUGACAUCGCAGAACACAUUGAAUGCUUGGAAAUAAGCGAGAUUAUUGCCUUAUUAGAAAACCUACCUUGCGAAUAAUCAAGAAUAAAAACAGCCAAUCAAACACUAAAUAGU
This is a messenger RNA of Saccoglossus kowalevskii, 1599 nucleotides long. RefSeq lists its product as uncharacterized. The record is from RefSeq and is a predicted model, not a curated record. Gene Ontology annotation, cellular component: mitochondrion. Lineage: Eukaryota; Metazoa; Hemichordata; Enteropneusta; Harrimaniidae.